This is a messenger RNA of Agrilus planipennis (emerald ash borer), 4283 nucleotides long. Its product is annotated as mucin-5AC. Lineage: Eukaryota; Metazoa; Arthropoda; Insecta; Coleoptera; Buprestidae. The transcript is spliced from 9 exons. The annotation marks the transcript as partial. The record is from RefSeq and is a predicted model, not a curated record.
UUGGAUUUAUUUCGCACUCGUUCUGAAAAUUCCGGAAGACCGGCUGCAUUCUCGUUCCGGGAGGUUCUUCUAGCGAAAAAAGACGUCGAAUACAUAACACAACGCCUCGUGCAGUUAGCAAAAGAACAAGGGUCGAGCGAUAAUAUUACGGUAAUAGUAGUGUUUCUUCGCGACCUGAAAAAGAUUGCCGCGGAAGCCCACUGGGCAAACCGCAACGGCUCUUCUAUCAUGGAUGCCAGCCUGAAUAACGUCAACGACACCAACAAUCCGUUUGCUACUACCAAUGGGGCGGAAUUUCUUGCUCAGAAAAACGCAAGUGACACUUCUAUACUGUCACAGAAUCCUUUCGCUUUAAAUCUGGGAGACAAUUUCGCAAACAAAUGUAACGACAAUAAAACUGAAGACCUUUCGUCAUCAAAGGAUUUUUUUUCAAACGGAAAGCGGCAUGCGACUGACGAAUUUGACGACGACGAAGAUUACGGUCCUGAAACGGACGUCGAUACCGUUGACGACUCCAUUCUAUCUCCAACGUCUCCUAAAGCUUUCACUGACGGGCCAACAAAUAAUAAUAUCACGUUUACAGACAAAUCAGUAUUUAACGAUAACUUCAUGGAUCAGUUUCUAAAGAAAGACAAGGAGGAAGAAAAGAAGGAAUCAGAGAAGGAAGAAGAAAUAGAAAAGGGAACUGAAGAGUCGUCAGGUUUUCUUUUCGGUCUUCCCCAGCAAAAAGCUGACGAACAGGAUUCCAACAAAUUGGAAACAGAUGACGUAGAAGACGUACCAGUAGUUACUGCAAGGGACGAAACUCCCACACCUCCAGCAGAAUCAGUUCAAGAAACUAGCGCCCUAGUUGAUAAUGUAGCUGAUAGUGGAGAAGAGUCAGAAGACGAAUGGAAUUAUUUUAAGGGCGACGUAGCUGAGAAGAAGGAUAUAAAAUCAUCUCAAGCAGACGAAGAAUUGAUUGCUGACUCCAACAUUGAUAGCGACACAAUGUCUCAAUUAAAUCCCAAUGCCGCUGAAUUCGUUCCGGUUUCGCCAAAGAGAAAUAUUGCCUCACCUCAGUUCCAAAAUCUUAUUAAUGACCCGAUCAUUGCGCAAUCCCCAAAGAAAACUGCCCAACCUGAAGCUGACAUUAAGGUACCCAAUAUUCAAGAUUUUGAAAAGGAAAUUAAAUCGAGACCAAGUGAUCUAGCUACAAAUGGUCAUGAAGAUGAUGACAGCAACAAGCUAACAUCGCAACAGAUAAUGGAAAACUUCUUAAAUGGGAAGAGUAUUGAUGAAAUAGAAUUUCAGCCUAGCACUCCAAAGAAAACAUUUAGUCCUGAUGAAUUUCAUUUUGGGACCAACACAACACCUUUUACACCUAGUCGAUUACUUGAUCAAUCUGAAGCAUUAUCUACAAAAGCAAAUUUUGGCGACGAAACAUCAGCUAGUUAUAUGGACGACAAGGAUCUUGAAUGCACACCAAUUGUUGAAAAAGUCAGUAAUGUAUCUCGUAAAAUAGGAGAGGAUUUCGAUGUUGAUGAAUUAAAUAAAGUUCAUGUGUUGCCAGAAAACAUUGACGAUUAUUUGGUAGAGGUCAACGGCACUAAUACCACAUUCAAUGAUACAAUUUCUGACCUCCCAGAUCAUGAUCCUUUGGCCGGAGAAAAAUCAAAUACUCCUAUCACCACUGAUUUAGACACUUGUUUGGAUAAUGUUGCCGUAGAGGAAACUCAGGAAAAUAAAGAAAAGACAUUAGAAUCUCAACUUCCCAAUUAUUCUGAAGAGUCUGAUUCAAAACCAAACAUUCAAGAACAAGUGUGGGCAAGUAUUUCCAAGGAACUUGAACAGAAUGUACCUGAUUCAGACCCAUUUAAAUAUGAAGAUGAUGCUAUUUUACAGUCUUCAAUAAAAGAGGAAUAUCAAUUAAAUGAGACUAAUGAAACUACUGUUCAGUUAGAACAUGAGAGUCAAACAGGAAGUUUACUUAAUUCGAAUCUAGUUUGUACUAUUUCAUCAGCACAGUCCCCUGCUUUUGAAGCACUUUCAUCACCAGAACUUCAAGAAUCUGAAAUUCCAAAUGCAUCAUUAACUCAACAGGAUCAAUUAGCAGUAAUUCAAGAACCAGAAGUAUGUAAUUUGCCUCUUGUAGGCCAUGAGUCCAUUUCAUUACAAGAUGAUAUCAAGGCGUCAUCUCCUUUGCCAAGUUCCCCAUCACCUGACUUGUUGGCGAAAUCAAUUUUGCCUGAAUCCGAGUCGUUAGUUCAGGAACAUUUGGAGUCUGUGAUGUCACCAGAGCCGGAAAAUGAAAGAAUUGAGUCAGAAAUAAAAUCUGAACUUGAGAUAGAAUCGUUGAAAGAGGAAGCCUUGUCUUCAGAAUUGGAAGUUAUAUCACCUGAUUUAAAAGUGGAAUCUCCACAAUCGCACGAUUUAGCAUCCGAAAUGUCGGAUUUAGAUAAGCUGUCUGAUGCUAAAUCGCCAACAUCAGAAUUGGAAACAAAGUUGACAGAACCUUGUGAAUUGCCAAAAUCUCCCGAACCGGAAAUUUGCCAGGUUGCAAAAUCUCCUGUACCAAACUUAGCAAAAACGCCUGAACCAGAAUUAGAUCAAUUGUCAAAAUUAACGGAAUCACUUGAGUGUGAAAUACCAUCAAACGGUAAUUUAUCAAUCAUUCCCGUAAAAGAGUCUUCUACAGAAGACAUCACGUCCUCUGUAAAAGAUGAAGCCUUAUCACCGGUUUUGACCACCUCACCACUAGAGGCUGAAGAAACGAAAUUGUCCAAACAGCUUGAUACCGAAUCAGUGGCUACUAAUGAUAUAAAUUCUUUCCUUAAUAGAAGUGGUCUUUCUGAAGUAGCAUCUCCUCUAAGUCCUGAAUCUGAAAUCAUCACAUCUCACUAUAUUCAACCUGAGUUUGCAGAAAAAGCAAUCAUGCCUUCAUCUGAGGAAACUAAAACAGAGCCAAUUAUUGAAGAAGUGCCAAAAGAAGCUCCAAAAGGCGAAGAAGUAAAGGAAGAAAUUACAGAAAAAGAAGAUAAACAGGAGAAAGAAGAAAAGACUACUGGUGAUGCAGGAAUUGUAAGUGUUGUUGGUAUCGGCGUUGCUGCAGCUGCGGUCGCAUUGGCAACUAAGAAGGAUAGUCCUGUAGCAAAGAAAGCUUCAGCUAAGACUACUACCAAAACUACCCCAGCAAAAGCACCCUUAAAAAGCACAAGUGCUAGUAAACCAACAAAACCAUUGGCAACACCACCAUCAAAAUCUUCACCAACAACUAGACAAACGCCUUCUAAACUGCAUUCUGUAACUCCCAAAACGCCUACAUCUGUUUCAGCUGCAAAAAGUAUUCCUGGGACAAAAUCGCCAGCUGCAACUAGUAGACCUAAAUCUGCCACUACCACCCCAACUUUGAAAUCUUUAGCUGAUAAGAAACCUGUUACAAAUGGCGAAUGUAAAAAACCUCUAAGCGCUACUUCUCCAGAAAAGAAGUCUACAAUAACUGCAUCCACAAGGUCGGCACCUAAAGUAACUCUUAAAAACGCCGUCGCUUCUACAAAAGCUACUGGUAUUUCUAAGACAACAACUGCGAGUGCUACAAAAUCUGUUGCUGGAGCUCCUAAGUCGGCAGUUCCUAAAACUACCGCAGCAAAUAUGGCAGCGAAAACCACUACAAAGACUUUGAGCUCUACCAGAACUACCACAUCAACUACAGCCACUUCGGUGUCAAAAACAAGUGCAACAACUGCUAAGAGCACUGUGUCUUCAAAAACAUCGUCAACGUUAGCAGCUACAAAGCCUAAACCUACAACCACAGUUCCUAGUCGCGCCAAACCUCCAAUUACUAAAACAGUAACAAAAAGCAGUCCAGAUACUGAGAAACAACUUAAAGAAACUGCAAACAAGAAAAUUACUGCAGCAGCAGCUCGUGUCACUACCAUAAAGAAGACCACAGCACAUACCAUACAAAAAACGGACACAAAGGGCCCUGUCACCAAACCUCACGUAACGAAAACCACGACCAUGAAAUCGACAGUGGGAAAGAAACCCACCGAAGUAAUUCAUAACGUAAGUAAUAAAUUAAAAAUGACCACAACAGCCGCGAAAUCUCCAAAAAUCGAACAGAAUGGUAUAGUAAGCGAAGUUCAAGAGAUAACAACCAUCAACGUUUCGUCUAAUAGCAGUGAACCGCAAUUGAUUAAAGACUUAUCUCCCAUUAACGAUAAUGCACAAUUACUCGACAAUGCUAAGCUUUUGGAGGCAACGGAGAAUUAAAAGCAAAAAAAAAAUAAAAAAAAAUAAAAAAA